CUGCUCCGCUAGGGGGCGCAGUAACUCAACUCCGGUUUCUCCUGGUUUCCUAUUUUCGGUGAAUGAAGGCGAAGGAACGUGUGCUCAGGUUCUCCGGAUAACCUGACUGUGUUCUGUAUUGUAAUGUGACAAGUUGUGCUUCCUGUUACUGUCUGUUUGCACUUUUGAACCAACGGUAUUGUAUUUAUCAGUAUUUAGCUGCUCUUUGACGCGGACAACGCUGCGCUUUGUGUUGAAGCGACACUUGUAGACGGUUUGUUUGGUAGCUGAGGAUCAUUCUAGUAAACAACAUGUCUGAGAGCAGCCUGAAGACCACCUCCAAGUCCAUCCCCACCCGGCGGGUGGUGAUCAACAGCGCGGACCACAUGCCCCAGGUGGACUACUCCUCGACCCCCGGGGGGACCCUGUUCAGCACCACGCCCGGAGGCACCAGGAUAAUCUACGAUCGCAAGUUCCUGUUGGAGCGCCGCAGCUCCCCGGUGGCUAGGACCCCACCCCGGGGUCUGCCCGACAUUCCAGGGGUGACCAGCCCCCCUGUUAAAGACAAGGCCCCGAACGGAGAACCUCUCAAUAACAACGUCAUCAAGACACCUGACAGCAAGGCUGCUGGCGAUGAUGCCCAGUUUGAGAUGGACAUCUAGUGGCCCCUGGAGGGGACCCUGAAGAGGCCCCUACGGAGCCAGGCGACCCUCUGGGUCCUGACGGGCCCCUGCCCUCCUCUCCUGCCGAGGCGGGGCCUUCAGCUCGGUUCCUCAGGGCCUCCGUGAGCCCGCAGCCUGGUGCUGGACGGACCGCUUCCUCUGGUCACAUGGAACGCAAACCAAGGACCUAUCAUUCAAGCCUGUUUACUGGCCACACACUUAUCUAUGGUCCAAUUUAAAUAACACGUCAGAUGACAGAUUUAUUUUUUCAUUCCAACUGAUUUAGGCACUUUUGAACCUUGCCAGUUGUGACCGGAAUAUCAUUUGUUGAUCAGGCUGUUUAAAGACUUGUUCACAUACAGAGACUGUAUCGGCUGCUUUGGUUGAUGACAUGAACAGGAAAAUCACAUGGAGUUAGGGUGAGAAAGCAUUAAAGGCAAACAAAACUUA
This is a messenger RNA of Gadus chalcogrammus (walleye pollock), 1091 nucleotides long. RefSeq names its product eukaryotic translation initiation factor 4E binding protein 1 (gene eif4ebp1). Bases 291 to 641 code for a protein of 116 amino acids. The transcript is spliced from 3 exons. Gene Ontology annotation, molecular function: eukaryotic initiation factor 4E binding. Gene Ontology annotation, biological process: negative regulation of translational initiation. Gene Ontology annotation, cellular component: cytoplasm. The record is from RefSeq and is a predicted model, not a curated record. Lineage: Eukaryota; Metazoa; Chordata; Actinopteri; Gadiformes; Gadidae.